UGACCACAAUAUGCAAGCCUUCCUUUGAGAGAGAUGGUCACCAAAAAUGCAAUGGACAAUUGGAAAUUUUUCUACACAGUCCUUCUACCCACCCUGAUUAGCUUCACACAAAACGCCGCGUCAGGGGUCCGGGUGGUGCUGACCGCGGACCCGCCCUGGUCACGCGUGUCGGCUGAAGAGACCGUGCAUCUCACCUGUGAGGUGAAGGAUUCCGAGCCGUCCGUCCGAUGGGAAUACAGCUGGAAGAAGCUGAGAGGAACAGAAGGAACCACGCUGUCCUCCUCUCCGGGAGAAGGGUCGUCUGCUUACACCCUGAGCCAUGUGCGGGAGGAUGACAGCGCCCAGUACUGGUGCGAAGCCAAGGCUGGAAACCACUCAGCUGUCAGCGCAACGCGCGCGGUCAUCGUUCACGCAUUAGUGGUGCUAACCAUGGAGCCUGGUGGCAGGAGGACAUUCUACACCACAGAACAAGUGACUCUGAGCUGUGGGAUUCGCAGCAAUCGGACCGGCUGGAGAUAUCUAUGGUACAAAGACGGACAGGAACUUCCUCUGGACAAGGCUACGGACACAUACACCAUUCAGUCUGUUGUUCAGUCAGACUCCGGAACAUAUAUCUGCAGGGGAAAAAAUAAAAUCAAACCAAUGUACACAGCCAGCAGCAACUCUGUCAUACUCAUGGUUUCUGGACCCCAGCUGUCUGGCGUAUUAACUCGUCCUCAGGCUGUGCUGACUUUGGAGACUGCAUGGAUAGAGAUCUUCAGGUCAGACAGUCUGACUCUGAGGUGUCAGGUUGAGGGGAGCUCUGCUGAGUGGAACUACACGUGGUACAGAGAUGGACGGCAUCUUCCACUGGACCCCAGCGGGGACAGACUCACACUCACCGCUGGAAACGACUCUUACAGCAGUGAAUAUAAAUGCAGAGGAAACAGAACAGGCCAACCGUCUUACACAGAGUUCAGCGAAGGAUUUAGAGCACACAACAUUGUUUCCUGCACAGUGGAGAAUCUAGCACGGGUCGCUGUGGGGGCGGCCAUCUUGCUCUUCCUGUCCGUCAUUGUGAACGAAGGCUUUUGGAGGAGGGCGAGGAAGAUGAGGAGGUGCUGCAUUUGAGCCAACGAUUGUCCCUGUCAUGGAGAAAAAAACCUGGCUGCAAAACAGCAAAUUAGCCGGUUAUUGUGCAGAGAUUAUUUUAAAAGAGCACCCAGAAAUACUCUCAGAGAAAUUAUUUGUACACAGUAUAAGUUCCAGUGUUAACUCAACUCUUAACAGAUAACAUUUGACAUUCCAGAGUGGGACCAAAUGUUAUCUGUUAAGAGUUGAAUUAACACAGUAAGAGUUGAAUUAACACUAUAACGUUUACUGUGUAGCUUGCAAUAAAUGCUUGUACUUUCAUCUGGAAAUGUAUUGUAAUUUAAAAAAAUGAAUGCUUGUAUGUGCUUGUAAGUAAAUCUAGAAAAUAUUUCUAUUUUUCUAAGCUUACACAAAUACAAUUUUUAUGGAUUUUUAAGGGGCAUUGUACAUCCAAUAUAAAUUUUGUUCCCUGGAUUUUUUAUAGUACUGUCCUGGGUGAAAAGGUGAUGGAUUCCAACGUUUGGUCAAAUAUAUUUCGAUACAAAUUCACUCUUUCACUGUUUCUUAAUGUUGUUCAGGGUGGUUUAGUCCUAGUGCCACCAUGUCGGAAAGUAUUAAUUCGAGCUGGCACUCAACCUUAUGACUCAGGUACUACUUACUGUCACGACUGAAUCAUUACUCUUCCUAAGGUCUGGGAGUGUUGCUGCGUAAAUGAGCUCGAAAACCAGUUUGUCUUCAGGACCAAAUCUGAGAAUCUCCUGUUGGGCUUAACCUCCUGAACACGUAUGGCCUUCUGUUCCGUCUCACAUGUCGAGCCAAUUUUCCAUUCCCAUAUUUUUACAGCCUUCUUUGUGUAUUUCAUUGAUGUAUCAGUUAUUGUUAUUUGUUUAUAUAAAGUCAUUAGCUUAUAGAAAUUAUAUCACAUGGGGUAAGAUAUAUGCACACACUGUAUUUAAAUCUUCAAAACAAGUUUAAUGAUGCAAACAUUCCAAAUUCCGAAGGUGUCGGUCUCUCAGGUAUUGCUGUAGGUGAAGGUCUUUGUAGGCCUUCCUUUGUGGGUAUUGCCUAUGUGUGCUUCAUACUACAUUUCACCCUUUGAACUAAAGAUCAUUAAUGGGUACUUUU
Messenger RNA from Anguilla rostrata (American eel), 2196 nucleotides. RefSeq names its product high affinity immunoglobulin gamma Fc receptor I-like. Gene Ontology annotation, cellular component: plasma membrane. Lineage: Eukaryota; Metazoa; Chordata; Actinopteri; Anguilliformes; Anguillidae. The transcript has 6 exons. The record is from RefSeq and is a predicted model, not a curated record. The coding region runs from base 34 to 1110 and encodes 358 amino acids. Gene Ontology annotation, biological process: cell surface receptor signaling pathway. Gene Ontology annotation, molecular function: transmembrane signaling receptor activity.